Messenger RNA from Rhizophagus irregularis DAOM 181602=DAOM 197198, 283 nucleotides. RefSeq lists its product as uncharacterized. Lineage: Eukaryota; Fungi; Glomeromycota; Glomeromycetes; Glomerales; Glomeraceae. The record is from RefSeq and is a predicted model, not a curated record. Gene Ontology annotation, biological process: carbohydrate metabolic process.
CGUAAAUAAUGAAGAAACUACUACCAAAACUGAAUGUCAAUCAAAAGAAUCCGAACGAAAAUUUUGUUAAUCCUAUCAUCAAGAAAGUAAUAAAAGAUAUAACUUCGAAUAUGAAAGAUAAAGAUUUGACAAGAUUAUUUGAAAAUUGUUGCCCAAAAUACCUUAGAUACGACAGUAGCUUGGUUUUAAUGUUGGUGAAGAUUGUCCAAGAACGUUCAUUGUUAUUGAAAUUCCUGCAGUGCAGUGGCUAAGAGAUUCAACAAAUCAAAUUAUCUCUUAUAUC